CAAAUAUUGUAUAAAAAAGGUAAUAAUAUCAAAUCUUUAUUCAAAUUUAAAUGAUUCCUCUUUAUUAUAAAAACAAAAAUAAAAACAGUAUUUAAAUUCAGAUUUAAGAGACCAAAUUGUGUUCCAUUCCACGAAAUACCACUCUUCUUUUUUUUGUUCUAUCAAUCCGGAUUCCGAACGAAUCCUACAAUAGUUAAUCUAAAAUCCUUGCCGUAUUUUCCACAUCUCACCAAAAUCUUUACGCUGAUCCAAGUGAAAGAUGGAUUCCCUUGAUCAAAUGAUGGAAGAUGGUGCUACUUAUUCUCAGGCUGAACCACAAAAACCAGUAUGGUGUGAGAGAAAACAAGCCGUAGUACAAGAAGAAAUAUGGAGAAUGAAUCAAUUACCUGCAAAAAGUACCUAUGUUGCACAUCGUCUAAGGGUUCUUAAUAAAAUUCUGCAACUUAUGUCAGUUCAGAGAACUGUAUCUCAAGAGAAGGAGUUGGAGUUGCUUUUUGCUGGUCUGUCAUUGUGAAAGAAUCAUAAAAUGCAGGGGAUUAGCAGAAGCGUAUUAGCAGAAGCGUAUUAGCGUACUUCCAAUAGUAUAUUUUCCGGAAUUUCGAUAGUACUAUAUUUUAACAUAUUUGAGAAUAUAGAAUGUGGAUCGAGAAACUACCUAUGUAUAUUAAAAGGAGAUUCGCGUUGAAGUUAUUAGUAUUUUCAAGCACCAUUGGUGUUUGUUUUGUA
Messenger RNA from Lathyrus oleraceus (garden pea), 726 nucleotides. RefSeq lists its product as uncharacterized. The record is from RefSeq and is a predicted model, not a curated record. The transcript is spliced from 3 exons. NCBI's taxonomy places the organism in Eukaryota, Viridiplantae, Streptophyta, Magnoliopsida, Fabales, Fabaceae. Bases 260 to 514 code for a protein of 84 amino acids.